Molecule: messenger RNA, 824 nt
Organism: Zophobas morio
Lineage: Eukaryota; Metazoa; Arthropoda; Insecta; Coleoptera; Tenebrionidae
Exons: 4
Coding region: 288-746 (152 amino acids)
Biological process (GO): protein polyubiquitination
Cellular component (GO): nucleus
Molecular function (GO): ubiquitin conjugating enzyme activity
Source: RefSeq, a predicted model, not a curated record
AAAAAAUUUUUUGUGGUGUUGUCUUUUGACCUUUAAUUACCACAUAAUCGACCAAUACGGCAAUUUCUACCUGUAAAUCCGUUUGUAAUCCAUAUACGGCCCAAAAAAACUUUUUAAUACCGAAUAACUAAGCUAGAUAUGUAUGACUUAGCUUGGACGUGCCCUUUACUUAAAUGUACCAACUGCUUACUCCCGGCUGGUGAGACUAAGUUCUGCGUUACCUUGUAGUUUGCUGUAGCUUGCCUUAAAUAUAUAAUCAACCUUUUGUAAGGGAGUUAGGUUAAAACAUGGCUUUACAAAGGAUUAGAAGAGAAUUGAAAGACAUCUAUAAAGAUCCACCGGAUAAUUGCACUGCGGGCCCUUCUAAAGAGGAUGAUUUAUUUAAUUGGACUGCGACAAUAACAGGACCGCCUGAUUCCCCUUACGAAGGAGGCAUUUUCUUUUUAGAUAUUCAGUUUCCUACUGAUUAUCCUUUCAGACCUCCGCGUGUAGUUUUCACAACCAAGAUAUACCACCCGAACAUUAACCAAAAUGGAAGCAUUUGCAUGGACAUUUUAAAAGAUAUGUGGUCGCCAGCACUCUCAAUAUCAAAAGUUCUGCUCUCCAUUUCCUCUUUACUAAGUGAUGCUAAUCCUGAUGAUCCGCUGGUACCCGAAAUAGCACAAAUUUAUAAAACCGAUAGAUCAAAAUACGAGACCACUGCCAAGGAGUGGACUCGAAAAUAUGCUUCAGGCUCGAAUGCGUGAGAAUGAUUUACUUAAGUAAAUUAAAAAGUCAAAAUAUUUUAGAUUAUUAAUUUGUGCUUCUUUUUUACUAUAAAAGAA